Molecule: messenger RNA, 905 nt
Organism: Chanos chanos (milkfish)
Lineage: Eukaryota; Metazoa; Chordata; Actinopteri; Gonorynchiformes; Chanidae
Gene: cfd
Product: complement factor D (adipsin)
Exons: 5
Coding region: 61-813 (250 amino acids)
Biological process (GO): proteolysis
Molecular function (GO): serine-type endopeptidase activity
Source: RefSeq, a predicted model, not a curated record
GUUAUAAAGCUCACUCUCUAGCUGAAUUGUUCAGUAUCAGGAGAGAAAACGCAAUUCAACAUGGACUCUGUGAAACUGCUAUUUGCCUCAACCAUCCUCUGUUUAUGGAUAAUAACUGGUGAAAGCAUUAUGAAUGGAGACGAAGCUGCCCCACACUCGCGACCGUACAUGGCAUCCAUUCAGAAGAAUGGGAAUCAUGAAUGUGGCGGUUUUCUAAUCGCGAGCCAAUGGGUCAUGAGCGCAUCUCACUGUUUCCAAGACGGUGUAGGAGGACGCAAAAUUGUUUUAGGGGCUCAUUCUUUGUCUGCUGAUGAAGAUACCAAACAGACUUUUGACAUCGUUGCAGUGUACAAUCACCCCGAUUUCAACAAAGCCAUCUAUGACAAUGACAUCUCACUUGCCAAGCUGAGCCGGCCCGCGGUGGAGACCGAUGCGGUGAAACAACUGAAGUAUGCCAGAGAGGGCGCUGCUGAUCCUCAAGAAGACGCUGAGGUGGAAACUGCAGGCUGGGGAUUCACAGAUAACCUGGGCAGCAAACCGGACAAACUGCAAGAGCUGAGCAUUGCCGUCGUGGGACGACACAUCUGCGGCCGCAGCAGAUCCUACGGUCCAAACUUUACCAAGAACAUGAUCUGUGCUAACAAGAGAGGCCAGGACACCUGUGCUGGUGAUUCCGGAGGACCACUCCUCUACAAGGGCAUUGCCGUUGGGAUAACCUCUAACGGAGGGAAAUGUGGAUCAUCUAGAAAACCUGGACUCUACACCAUUAUAUCCCACUACACCCAGUGGAUUGACCAAACCAUGACCCAGUAGUAUCAGAGACAUCUCUGAAACCCAUUUUAAGCUUGGCACUAAGCCUUCGUGGAAGCUUUUAUUUUGUCGAUUGUGAGUGGUCAUCUCUGUAU